AUGGCGACCAUGGAGCACCUGGAGGAUCUAAACCAGUUCGUCCAGCAGCUGGAUAACUUCCGUCGCAAUGACAUCGCUCGCGACCAAAUGGUUCAGGACCUCCUCGUCCGACACAGCCAGCUUCAGGCGCUGUAUCGCGAGAAAUGCGACGAUUACAGUAACGAGGUCGAAUCUCUCCGUAUGUGGCAGACCAAGGCCAAUACUCUGGCCCGGGAAGUGACUUCUCUUAACAAGGCUAACGAGUCUAAUCCGUUCGUCUUCGUGAUUAUUGACGGCGACGGCGCCGUCUUCCAGGAGGCCCUGCUCAGGAGAGGCGCCGAGGGCGGCGCCGAGGCCGGAUACCUGCUGUGGACCGAGAUUAAAAACUACGUUACUGACGCCUACCCCGAGGCCGCCAGCGAGGACUGGAACAUCAUCGUGCAGGUCGUCCUCAACGUCGACGGGCUCGCCAAGAAGCUGCACGCCUCCGGCAUCGCCCCCAACACCGCCGCCGACCGCACCCUGCUCGAGUUCGCACGCGGCUUCGGCCGCGCCCAGCCCCUCUUCAGCUUCGUCGACGUCGGCGCCGGCAAGGAGUCCGCCGACCACAAGAUCCGCGAGAUGCUGCGCGUCAUGGUCCGCGUCAUCCAGUGCCGCCACGUCUUCUUCGGCCCCUGCCACGACAACGGCUACCUGCCCGUCCUCGAGCCCUACCGCCUCGACCACAAGGUCGCCAAGAAGUUCACCCUCAUCGAGACCACCCCGGCCGAGGAGGGCUUCAAGCAGCUUAACUUCCAUAGGAUCAGCUUUAAGUCCGUAUUCAUGUCCGAGAAGCUGCCGGACAGGGUCCAGCGCCCGGUCGUCCCCACCAUGUCACCGCCGCCCCUUGGUCCCACCGCCCCGGCCGCCUCCGGCAUGAUCCAUACCAACUCGGCCAACAACGGCGCCUCUCUCAAGACCGCCGCCGCUGCUGCUGCUGCUGCCGCCGCCGAGAACCCGCAGCCCCCGCGUUCGACUAGCAGUCCGCUCUCCAACGGCAGCGCUCCGCACACGCCUACUUCGUGGUCCAUUGUUGGCAAGGCGCCGGCCGCCUCCAAGACGAUCGACAUCUCGUCCACCAAAAAGACCCCGGCCCGCAAGUACUAUCUCAUGAACAAGGACAGCCAGCGCAUCGACGAGCCGCUGCCCCGCACCGACCCCGUCGCCGAGAAGCGGUUCAAGGACCGCAUGAUGAAAGAAGGCAACCUCUGCAACAAUUACCACCUCAGCAACGCGUGCAAGAACCCGGAGUGCCCCUACGUCCAUGGCGAGAAGCUGAGCCCGGGAGAGCUGCUCGUGCUGAAGCAGAAGUCCCGCGGUAUACCGUGCGGCAUGGGCUCGGAUUGCGUCGAUAUAAACUGCUCCCUAGGACACCACUGCCGAUGGCUCCGCGACUGUAACUUCAGCUACUGCCGCUUCGAGGGCUACCAUGACAUUGAUAACAAACCACGCGUCAAGGUCUUUGACGAUGGAAGCAUGAAAAUCAUCGACAAGCUCUAA
This is a messenger RNA of Colletotrichum higginsianum IMI 349063, 1518 nucleotides long. RefSeq names its product C-x8-C-x5-C-x3-H type zinc finger protein. Gene Ontology annotation, molecular function: metal ion binding. The transcript has 5 exons. The record is from RefSeq and is a predicted model, not a curated record. The coding region runs from base 1 to 1518 and encodes 505 amino acids. Lineage: Eukaryota; Fungi; Ascomycota; Sordariomycetes; Glomerellales; Glomerellaceae.